CUGAGAGCUUGGGAACUAAAUUUAAGGCAUUUUAAGUUAUCCGAUCCAUCGGAGGGUUAUCAGAUAGUUUAUUGGAAUUUUUAAGAUAUCUACAUAUGUAUGAGUGUGAGCUGAUGCCUGUUCUGGGUUAUGUAAGCGGAUUCGCCAAGAUGCUUUGAUGCAACCGUUUGAUGACAUUGAUUUAAGGCCGCUUGCGUGUGUUAUCCAUUUACUGCAAUGAUUAAACCGAUUUAAGCAAUUAUUAAUGUGCCAAUUACAUGUGUACAGAUAGCGAGUGUCUCCAUACAUAUGUACCUGUGGAGGCGUAACUGCUGCGCAGUUUGUGAGGCACGCACUCAGCCCCAAAAAUACGAAACAGCUACGUACAUAUAUUAGCAACAAUAACAGACUUUAAGAAUAAACGUGUGAAUGCACGAAACCGGUUGAGCCAUCCCAUUCUCGCCCAAAAAGCGGUUCAGCUGAGAAUCUCGCCAAACACCGAGACGUUUCGUGAACCUUAUCAAUAACUUGCGGGGGCUAGCCAGUGGAAAGUGUUCGGAUCCCUGAUCCCUGAUAAGCCACGGCGAUCGAUUGAUACCAGUAGAGCAAACUCUCACAAGAUACCACCAGUUUAUCAGAUCUCUAACCUAACCCUACUUAUCUGUCUUUACGCCACACCCACCUCUCACGCACUCCACAGAAAGUCUCCUCCGCCUUGAGCAAGCUCUUCGUGUACGGCGCCCUCAAGUACGGACAGCCCAGCAACUCAAUCCUGGCCAGCUCUGGCAACGGCUUCGCUAAGUUCUGGUGCAAGGCGACCACCACCCAAAAGCUGCCGCUAGUGAUCGCCACCCGCUACAACAUUCCCUUCCUGCUGAACAAGCCCGGAGUGGGAUAUUACGUAACAGGGGAGAUCUACGAGGUGGACGAUCGAAUGCUGAAUUCCCUGGACAACCUGGAGGAUUGCGAGGAGAUCUACACUCGCGAGAUGCACGAUAUGAACAUUGGCGUUGGAGAAGGAACCGUUCCAUGCUGGGUGUACCUGCUGCAGAAGUACCCGGAGAACCUACUUAGUCUGCGCUACUUGUCCAGCUACGAGAACUCAACCACCCAUCCAUACAUUAUGCGCCAUCGCCGCACCCACAAGCAUCCGGCCCAGGACGACCUCACCUACGAGGCCCAGAACUAAUAACGUGGGUUGUGGUGUCGCCCGUUUGUUUGGAUGUUCUCUGGAUAGCCUGGCCACUAAUCUUAUGUUACCGUAGUUGCAUUUUAAGACCGUACUUGCAGACGCAGAUGUACUGAUCGAUAUAUACCCGUAUAUAUGGGCAAACGAUAUAAACUGAUACAUAUGUACCAUACGCAUUAUUUAGGUUUUAGCAAACGUAGUCUGUAAUUUGAUAGUUUUCGACAAACAAAGCAAAUAAACUGAAGCAAUUUAAAAUAAAAU
Molecule: messenger RNA, 1429 nt
Organism: Drosophila melanogaster (fruit fly)
Lineage: Eukaryota; Metazoa; Arthropoda; Insecta; Diptera; Drosophilidae
Gene: Tina-1
Product: troponin C-akin-1
Exons: 2
Coding region: 914-1168 (84 amino acids)
Molecular function (GO): gamma-glutamylaminecyclotransferase activity
Source: RefSeq, marked reviewed